Messenger RNA from Leguminivora glycinivorella, 4601 nucleotides. RefSeq names its product integrator complex subunit 6 (gene IntS6). Gene Ontology annotation, biological process: snRNA 3'-end processing. NCBI's taxonomy places the organism in Eukaryota, Metazoa, Arthropoda, Insecta, Lepidoptera, Tortricidae. The record is from RefSeq and is a predicted model, not a curated record. Gene Ontology annotation, cellular component: integrator complex.
GCUUGUUCAGCUGCUCGUCGAAGCGGCUGUCGGACGGUCGCCUGUCAACGAGUCUGCGUACGAUGUAGCGGCCAUUUUUGUUCUUAGUUCAUUACAGUGCGCAUAUUUUAAUGUAUUUAGAGGAAUAUUUAGGCAAUAUUCACGAUGACUAUAAUAGUUUUUCUAAUAGAUACAUCAGCCUCUAUGAACCAAAGAGCUUAUUUGGGCGGACGCCCAACAUUGCUCGAUGUAGCCAAGGGCGCUGUGGAAACGUUCGUAAAGGUACGUCAACGUUCCCCUGAAAGCAGAGGUGACAGGUAUAUGCUUCUAACUUUCGAAGAGCCACCCGCGAACAUCAAGGCUGGAUGGAAGGAAAAUUUAGCAACAUUUAUAAAUGAGCUGAAAAACUUGCAAUGCCUCGGAUUGACAACAAUGGGUGCAGCAUUAAAACAUGCAUUUGAUGUUUUGAACAUAAACCGCAUGCAGACAGGCAUAGACACAUAUGGCCAGGGCAGGUGCCCCUUCUAUUUGGAGCCUUCCGUCAUUGUUGUUAUUACUGAUGGAGGGAAACUAUCAAGUAAUGCUGGCAUUCAAGAAGAAUUCAAUCUACCAAUGAACUGCCCGAUACCUGGGUCGGAGUUGACCCGGGAGCCAUUCCGUUGGGACCAGCGACUGUUUUCAUUGGUGCUCCGAUUGGCCGGUACCCCCGCAGUUGAAAGGGACUCGGGCCUGGUGCCGUCAGAUACGUCGCCUAUAGAUGCCAUGUGUGAAGUUACUGGUGGUCGCUCCUACUGCAUAACGUCACAUCGAAUGUUGAUGCAAUGCAUCGACAGCUUAGUCCAAAAGGUCCAAAGCGGGGUGGUGAUCAAUUUCGAGAAGAUCGGGCCCGAUCCCCCACCCAUCGACGGGGGGACGGUCAAAGAUGGGACGGAACCGGCGGAACCUGAGGUGUCCCAUGGGGAACAGGAGAAGGAGAUUGAAGCGGAUAAUGAGAGGAAUGGGCGAUGGAACGGCGGGCCGUACCAAAGCAGCAUGACCACCAACCAAGGUCCAAGCGCGCCGCAGGCGUGGCAUUCCUGCCGCCGCCUAAUCUACGUGCCGCGGACCGUCUCGCAGAAGGGCUUUGCUGUCGGCUUCUGGCCGAUCCCAGAGUCUUUCAGGCCCGAUCCUAACGCGCCUACUUUGCCGCCGCGCUCCGCGCACCCCGCGGUGAAGUUUACGUGCUCGAGCCAGGAGCCGAUGGUGAUCGACAACCUGCCCUUCGACAAGUACGAGCUCGAGCCCAGCCCGCUCACGCAGUUCAUUCUCGCUAGGAAGCAGCCCACCACUUGCUGGCAGGUGUUCGUAGCAAACAGUGGUUGCAAGAACUCCGAAGUGACCCACCCGUUUGGCUACCUGAAGGCGUCAACGAAUCUCACGUGUGUGAAUUUGUUUGUGCUCCCAUAUAACUACCCGGUGCUGCUGCCGCUGCUUGAUGAUCUGUUUAAGGUGCAUCGGUGUAAGCCCACCCCGGAGUGGAAGUUGGCUUUCCAGCAGUAUCUAGAUAGGAUGCCUUCGUAUUAUGUCACGCCACUACGAAGAGCGUUGGCGAAGAUGGGUGCAUCGGCGCCGCUGGUCCAAAGUCUCAUCCCUGACACGCAGGAUAACUCUCUUAGCUUCUCCGUACUGAAUUACCUCAAAAGACUGAAAAACCAAGCUAAAAUUGAAUUUGAGAAGCUGUGUGCGGAUGUCAUUAAUAAGGCUUCUUCGAAUAAUAGUCAAAAGGUGGCCGAAAGCGUUCGCGUGAUGCCGCGAUCCCCGCUCAAGAAGGACCUGACGACGCAUCCCUGCCUCCAAGACAAAUUCUCGGCCCUCCGCGACCAGCUCAAUGAAUUCGGGGGCUUUGUGGUUGGCCUAUCGCGUGGCCGGAACAAGAAUCAGGCGCACACCUAUAGAAACCCCUUCGAUAUACCGCGGAGGGAUCUAUUGGAUCAGGUGGUCCGGAUGCGCGCCAACUUCCUGCAGCCAUCGCUGGCGCACACGCGGCUGGUAGACGAAGACAGUUUACAUUCAAUGCCGGUCGCUCAGAUGGGGAACUACCAGGAGUAUCUCAAGCGGAUGACGCCUCAACUCAGGGAGAUCGAAACGCAGCCCGUGCGACAACAUAUGUUCGGAAAUCCAUUCAAGAUAGACAAGCGCAUGAUGGUGGACGAGGCGGACAUCGACGGGCUGGGCGGCGUGCGCGGCGGCGGCGGCGGCGGGGGCGGCGCGGGCAAGCGCGCGGCCGAGCCCCCGCGCGCCGCGCCGCCCAAGCGCAAGGCCGGCCCGCUCCCCGCGCACUUCACCGCGCGCCGCCCCUCCGACUGCCUCUCCCCGUGUCCCUCGCCGUGCCCCUCCCCGCCCCCGGCCCCCGCGCCCACGCCGCCCGCCUCCCCCGCGCCCGCACCCGAGCCGGUGCGGCGGCCCGCCUCGCCGCUGGCGCCCGUGCCCGCCGACCUGCCCUCCGGACGUCCGCCUGAGGAGCCUCCUCACCUGGAGCCGGGAGGGCCGGGCGCGCCGGUGGCGCCCAGCGAGCCGCCGCUGGCGCCCGCGCCGCAGCCCGCGCCCGCGCCCGCCGUCGCCGCGCCCGCGGUGCCCGUGGCGCCGCCCAACCUGCCGCCUGUCGUCAAACCCUUCCUCAACGGAGAUGCAUACACAACGAUGGGCGGCAAGCUACCGCGCUCGCCAUCGCCCGAGGCGCCACCCGUGGUCGCACCAGCGCCCUUACACGACUCUCAGGAGCUGCAGAUCAACGCCAUCAUACAGGGCAUCGCUUCCGGCACCGAUACGCUGGCUCGACCUAGGAAACGGCCGAAACGGAAGGUGGAAAAACCAUCCCCGCCACCAGCGCCUGCUCAACCGACUCGAAAAGAGCUCGCAGACAUCAGGAAACACAACCUCACUGUCAGAUCAGAAGUGUAUCGAGCCGUGCGUCGGCCUGGUAGAGAUUUCGCGAAGUUGUUUGAACAAUUAAAACAAUUGAAAGGCAGUGUUGACGUUAAAAAAGAACUAAUACGUGGAGUGAUAAACGAAUCGUUAAGGUUCAAAAGAAAGGCUUUAGCGAAACUAUUGGAAGACUUUUUAGCUGGCCUAGAGAAGAACGGUAACAGUGCUUCGCUAAACAUGAAAAGAUUAACCAAUUCCGUGUAUAGUAACUCUACUAACAACUACAGCUAGUGUUACGUGAAAUUGACGGACGUACGGGACUUGGAAACAAGCCGUAAUAAAAAAGGCGCAAUAAAGUGGGUACUUUAAUACCAGUUAUCGCUCAAGAGAUUUCUAUCGACAUCGGAUGCCUGGUUAUCGGUUAUGUCGUCGUAUACCGCAAAUAUUUUGCCUUAACACUUUAUAGUGAUAUAAGCAACAGAACAAAACGCUUACACAGUGAGAAGUAAUGUAAUGUGAUACAUGCAAUAAUAUUUACUUAAAAUGUGUUCUUGUUUAAUAUCCUAAGGUACCAUACUUAAUAUUUUAAGCGUUCUGUGGUCGUCAAUAUGUACCAUUCUGAAUGUUCUAAGGGUGUAUCCUGCGACCUACUUGUACAGUUUAUUUUGAUAUAAAUGGAAUCUUUAAAUUUCGUACAUCCACGUGCGUAAUUAUAUUGCUAUCCCUCGCACAAUAGCGAUAACUUAUUGAGUAUUGGGAAUCCUUUCGGUGCGGUUUUUGUUCGUUUUCCCUACAAAGUGGUAAAACUCUGGAAUCUGCUAAGAACUACGCCCUAUAAAGACGUUGCCAGUGAAUGCGUUGAAAGCUGGUAUCAUGGACGGGAAAGCUUUAUAGUUACGCGCAUGAAAUAAAGAUAGGAACCCAAAACUUUGUACGAAAUUUCUCGUAUUCUCGUGCUAAGCUUAUCGUCUUGACAAAAAAAAAUACGCGAAUCUUGUUAUGGGGCACACUAAAAUUUAUUAGUUUUAAUAUUAGGUCGUAGAAUACAUUCCUUAGAUUGAGAUGUCCAUUGGUGCAGUACCUAGACAAGACCUCUAGUACUCCUUUACCAAUUUAUUUUAAUGGUAUCAGUGUUUGAACCAUAGUUGGGUCCCUACGACGACGUUUCCGCCUUCUACCAAUAAUAUCACUAAUUUAUACACUAAGUAACUCUCAGUACAUUGGAAGACGUGCCUUGUCUUCCUAAUCUCAACAGUAAUUGUAUUACCACUUAAGCAUGAUGUCCAAAGCAUUUAUUUUAUCUGCAUUGAACUUCAUUUUAAAUGUGUCAGUCUGAGUUUUGAUCAAAUUGAACUCAUUUUAUUGUCAUUUUGUGUUCACAAUAAUAGUUGUAUUGAGAAAAGCAAUAUGUAAGUUUAAGAUAAUGAUUCAUUUGUGGAAUCAUUUGAAAUAAAUUGCAAUAAGUACUUAAAUUGUUAAUGAAUUUCCACCUUUAACUUGAAACUUCUAUACAUUUAAUGAAAUCAUCUUUUAUUGUGAAUUUUAAAGCAUAAAAUGACAUUAAAAUAGUGUUCAGAGAUUUGUAAAAAUAUUGUAUAUAAUAAAUAUAAUGUAUUAUACCAAUGAUAAUGUCUGUGUAGGAUGCUUCAAUGCAUUGGUCAAUUGUAAAGUGUAUAUAUCUUUUUUAAAUAAAUUAUAAUCCUUAUUGGAUUUUUACA